AUGACUAAGAAGACAGAGUCCGGGAUCAAGCUGGAGCGGCCGCAGAAGGACAAUCGCCAGUCGGGGCGAUCGCAUGACGAGAACAGAGAGCGAGCAUUCAUAGCUGCCUCGCGCCGGAGAGAUCGGGACUUGGAUGCGCGACUCAAAUCUGCCUUGGAUGCCAGUGAGAUACACAAGAAGCGGACAGGAAAGGCACUCCGGAUCACCCGCGAGAUUGUCGAGAACGAGGAGAUGUACGAAGAGGAGGAGCCCGAGCUGCAUCGCCGCAAGGUCCUGGGCGUCCCUUCUUCGACGGGCGGUCCGCAGCCCGACCCCGGCAAACGGGUGUGCGAGCUGAUAGCAUCGUCCGACCAGGAAUGGCGGCAGAGUGCCAUCAACAUGCUCUUUGCACGAUCCUUUCCCAAGUACGAGCAGCAGGCCCAGACCAUGAAUACCCAGACCAUGAGCACACAGUGGUACCAGCCACAGCCUGCGCUGCAGCAUUCGCCGGUGCAGACAUCCGAAAUGGUUUCCUCUCCUGACGUGCAAAGGCACUUUUCUCUGCCCAUGAUAUCUACGUCUCAUAUGGUGGAACGGACUCCUAGCCUACCGGUGCAGUCUCCCUGGAUGGACCGAGCUUCUCACAUUGUACCGACUUCACCUCCGCAGGCACCUUCUCCUCUGGCCAUGGGCCAGACUCCUGAGGGAAGCCCUGAGGGCCGGACUCCCGAGACGACGCAGAUGACCGGGAUGUUCCAUACCUCUCCGCCACCACAGUAUGCGGACCUGUAUCCUCAGUCCGUGGAUUCAGGCUUCAAUACCCCGUCGGCCGAGAUUCUGGGCGAUUUUGACUUUUCACCAACCACUGAGACGGACAAGUACUCAUCCGAGUCACCAAUUACUCCGGACGACCUCAUCUACCUCAACCCGGCGCAGUUGCACACUCUGUCCCAGGUGAACACAUGUGCUUGCAACCCGGCUUGGAAUCAGACCUGCAAGGCCUGUAAGGGUGACUGGGAUCCUUUGCCAUGGGAUUAA
Trichoderma citrinoviride is the source of this 1017-nucleotide messenger RNA. RefSeq lists its product as hypothetical. Lineage: Eukaryota; Fungi; Ascomycota; Sordariomycetes; Hypocreales; Hypocreaceae. Bases 1 to 1017 code for a protein of 338 amino acids. The record is from RefSeq and is a predicted model, not a curated record. The transcript has 2 exons.